UGUCAAAUUUCCUAUUUAAUUUCUGAUCUUAGUUAACUUUCUCUAUUCUCUUUAUAUCUCUGUCACACACAAUUAAUUUCAUCAAUCUGUUUCUGAUUUCACUCGCUUAAUCUCCAUCGUCAUUAUAAUCCUACUCCGUAUUUCCCGCUCCGAUCCCGUUCAUUUCUCUCGCCGGAAUUUCAGUACAAUGUCGAUUCUGAUGUGCUCGCCGACGAAUCUCAAUUAGACAUUACGGCGAUUUUGUCGAUCUCUCCUCUUUUGUAGACCCCGAGGCCCCUCUCUCUCAUGUAUAUAUAUGUAUGUAUUUUUUGAUUUGAAAUUGUUGAUUGAAGGUUUUGUGCACGUUAAUGGCGAUUAAGAAAGGAACACAGAGGAAUAGAGUUUCUGGAUCUGUAUUUGCUAUUGCGGUUCUGAUUACGUUUUCAAUAUUAGCUCCUUUGCUGUUCUUCGUGGGACGAGGACUCUAUAUUACUGCUUCGACUACAUUUGAUGAACAGGACAUAUCAAGCAGUUCUAUUAAGCAGGACUUGGAUUGGAGAGAAAAGUUGGCACUACAAAAUGUUAAAUCACUCUUUUCAAGCGAGGUUAUUAAUGUGAUCAAAGCAACCACAAAUGAUUUUGGCCCACUAAGUCUUGAUUCUUUCAGAAAAAACAAUCUGUCAGCUUCCUGGAAGUUUGUUGGGCAAGAGAUUCAAGAUGAAAAAUUUUCUUCGUCGACUAAGGCCAAUGAAAUAGCUGCAAAAACUGUACAAAAAACUUCUAAAGGCAAAGAAGAGGAUUCUUCAGGCGCUGGUCAUAUUCAGUUUGUUGAUACACCUGCUAAACUAGCAAGAAGGCAAUUGAGAGAAAAAAGACGAGAAAAGCGGGCAGCUGAUUUGGUAAAACAAGAUGAUGCUGUGACCGUGAAGCUUGAAAAUGCUGCAAUAGAACGUUCCAAAUCGGUUGACUCUGCAGUCCUGGGUAAGUACAAUAUCUGGAGGAGAGAGAAUGAGAAUGAGAAUUCUGAUUCGACUGUCCGAUUGAUUCGUGAUCAAAUAAUUAUGGCAAGGGUGUAUUUAAGCAUUGCAACAAUGAAGAAUCAAACUGAUUUAGCUCGUGAACUACAGAAUAGGCUGAAAGAAAGUCAACAUACUCUAGCAGAUGCGAAUUCAGAUUCUGAUCUGAGUCGUAGUGCCCCUGAGAAAAUUAAAGCCAUGGGCCAAGUGCUAUCAAAAGCUAAAGAGAAGUUGUAUGAUUGUAAGCUUGUUACUGGGAAACUAAGAGCAAUGCUUCAAACUGCUGAUGAGCAAGUUCGGAGCCUGAAAAAGCAGAGCACAUUCCUGAGUCAGUUAGCAGCAAAGACAAUCCCAAAUGGUAUCCAUUGCUUAUCUAUGCGUCUAAGCAUAGAUUACUACCUUCUUUCACCCGAGAAAAGAAAAUUUCCUAAAAGUGAGAAUCUGGAGAAUCCAAAACUUUAUCAUUAUGCCCUCUUCUCUGACAAUGUCUUGGCUGCCUCUGUUGUUGUCAACUCAGCUAUUAUGAAUGCUAAGGAACCAGAAAAACAUGUUUUUCAUGUUGUUUCUGACAAGUUGAACUUUGGAGCUAUGAAUAUGUGGUUUCUUUUAAAUCCUCCAGGAAAGGCUACGAUCCAUGUUGAAAAUGUAGAUGAAUUCAAGUGGCUUAACUCAUCAUACUGUCCAGUUCUGCGGCAGCUGGAGUCUGCUGCCAUGAAAGAGUAUUAUUUCAAGUCAGAUCAUGCCACCAGUGCUGGUUCAUCUAACCUUAAGUACAGGAACCCAAAAUAUCUCUCCAUGCUUAAUCACCUUAGGUUUUAUCUCCCACAGGUUUAUCCUAAGUUGGAUAAAAUUCUUUUUCUGGAUGAUGACAUAGUUGUUCAGAAGGACUUGACUGGUUUGUGGUCAGUGGAUCUGCAUGGGAAAGUUAAUGGCGCAGUUGAAACCUGCGGCGAGAGCUUUCACCGUUUUGACAAGUAUCUUAAUUUUUCUAAUCCACAUAUUGCGAGAAAUUUUGAUCCUAAUGCAUGUGGUUGGGCAUAUGGUAUGAACAUCUUUGAUCUUAAAGAGUGGAAAAAGAAGGAUAUAACUGGCAUAUACCACAGGUGGCAGAACUUGAAUGAAGAUAGAGUUCUGUGGAAGCUUGGGACUUUGCCUCCUGGACUUAUGACAUUUUAUAGGCUUACACAUCCACUUGAUAAGUCUUGGCAUGUGCUUGGUCUGGGUUAUAAUCCGACUGUAGACAAGACAGAUAUUGAGAACGCAGCUGUUAUUCACUACAAUGGCAAUAUGAAACCCUGGUUGGAGUUGGCUAUGAGAAAGUAUAGAUCAUACUGGUCUAAAUAUAUUAAGUCUGACCAUCCUUAUAUCCACGAUUGCAAAUUAAGUGAAUAAACGUAAUGUCUUGCUAUCUUGCCCUCUUUUUCCAUACAAGCCUGUGUUGGUUAAGUGUAGUUCAUGAGAAAGGAGGCCUAAUGACUGCUCUCCCUUCAUAACCCUAUUUACUUGAAUUGUUUAUUCCUCAGCGUGAUUCAGAUUUAUUCAUUGUCGUGCCCCAUUUUACAUGGAUUCCGCAAUCUUCAACAAAGUGGCACCGGUUCAUUGAUUUGUAAGACUCACAUAUAGAUAUAUUUCUGUAGCAAUGUUAGAUUUGGAAACUGUAUAAUCAUGAUGUUUAAGGAUACGAAUGCCAAUAUGAUGUAUUCAUUAAAUGUAAGCUCACUCAUUGUUGUAGAAUUAAAUUUUAUAGUGUUUGAUAAUUGAUAUUUUUAUCAAAUGAAAUUUACUAAUUUCCGAA
Daucus carota subsp. sativus is the source of this 2790-nucleotide messenger RNA. RefSeq names its product polygalacturonate 4-alpha-galacturonosyltransferase. The record is from RefSeq and is a predicted model, not a curated record. The coding region runs from base 348 to 2387 and encodes 679 amino acids. Gene Ontology annotation, molecular function: polygalacturonate 4-alpha-galacturonosyltransferase activity. Lineage: Eukaryota; Viridiplantae; Streptophyta; Magnoliopsida; Apiales; Apiaceae. The transcript has 10 exons.